CCCCCAGGACUCCGCACCCCGCGCCACCGCCCAGCUCGCAGUUCCGCGCCACCGCGGCCAUUCUCACCUGGCGGCGCCGCCCGCCCACCGCCCGGACCACAGCCCCUGAGCCGCCGACAGCCACAGUGGCCGCGACAACGGUGGGGGACACUGCUGAGUCCAAGAGCGUGCAGCCUGGCCAUCGGACCUACUUAUUUGCCUUGCUGAUUGUCUAUUUUUUUAAGAGUUUACAACUUUUCUAAGCAUUUUUGUAUACAAAGGAACUUUUUUAAAAAGACAUCUCCGGUUUAUAUUGAAUCCAAAGAAGAAGGAUCUCGGGGAAUUUGGGGUUUUUGGUUUGGGGUUUCGUUUCUAAAGUUGUUUUUAAUAUUCGUUGACUUUGGGGUUCGGGUACCCCUCUCUCUUCUUCGGACUCCGGAGGACCUUCUGGGCCCCCACAUUAAUGAG
Molecule: messenger RNA, 447 nt
Organism: Cricetulus griseus (Chinese hamster)
Lineage: Eukaryota; Metazoa; Chordata; Mammalia; Rodentia; Cricetidae
Source: RefSeq, a predicted model, not a curated record